AUGGGCUUGCUUGUGGUUCUCACAACCGUGCUCACGCACGCGCUUGCCAUCUACGUUCAGUUCCCAAGAGUCGACCGGCUCGCCGGCACCGCAGAGACCCGCGUCCGCACGUCCAGCUGCUGGCACCCACACCCCGACCCGGCCAGCCAGCCACCAGCUUUCUGCAACAGCGCCAGGAGCCGAGUGUUGAUUGUUCGCCUUGCGCGACCAGGGCCAGCUGACCGGGCUCGCUUGGCUCUGCGGUACACCAUUGUACAGCAAGAUCCUGACAAGCACCGAGAUUUUGUCCUCUUCGAUGACAUUAUUCCCAAUCAAUCCACUGUGCGCUUGCGGCUUCGUCUGGGUUUGGCCCGCCUAGCCGUGGUCGUGCGUUGCCAGGGCAUGGUUCAGGAUCGCUGGAGUACGUGCUGCCCCUUCAAGUAUGCCGUUGGCUCUCGGCUUGGUGGUCGACGAGGCCACUUUGUUGUUGAAGGCUUGGAGGGCAUGCAACCUUGCCCGUCUUGCCAGCUUGCCUUGGUGACGCAUCAGUUGCCUGAGGACCCGGAUGCAGAGGAGGUACUGUCGACUAUCCAUCGUGUGCGCUCGGCCAUACACCCACCAUCCGCAUCAGAGGCGCUGAUCUCUGAAUCCAAGUCAGCCACAACCUCGCCACGCAUGCAAGUUGGUGGAUUCAUGUUUGAAGCCCCUGCGAAUAUACCCACCGACCCCCCGCCAAAUGACGACGACGAUGACUGGGAGGCCAUCUCCGAUGACGACGACGGGCAGGUCCAUGAUGCAAAUGCCACAUUGGAGCGCCCACUGCGCCCGAUCUCGGCUCGACCCCCAGUGAGUUUAGGCACCACUCGACGACGCGAGCGCACACUUCGAGAGGAUGCGGUUCCCACGACCGUGACGCCUUCAUCUUCAAGCCACGGCCGCGUUUGGAGCGCAGACGCUGUCGUGACCUUGCGUAAAGCUCCAUCAGUGAACGUGGCACGGCCAGCCACGGCUACCUUUGACACCUUGCAAACGCGUUUUGAGCAGAUUGAUCGUUUGCGUCGUGGCAUGUUGCAACCUCCAGGGUCAGCAAUGCGCACGUCUUUGGGUCGUGAGACAUCACGUUCCACGGGAUCCAGUGAUCGCAGCGGUGGAAUGGGCAAUGGCGCGGGCCUGGAUCCCUAUGCCAGCGUCACGCCCGAAAUGGAGGCACGCGCAGCGGCGCUUCCUCCCCGUGCGCCGCGAGCACUCAACAGGCCAAUUUUUUCGGCGCCCCCAAAGAUGCUGUCGCCCUCCCCGGCCUCAAAUUCCAGGGCAUCGCCUGGUGCCAACCCUGAUGGCCAACCCGUUCCAAAGUCGACGCACGUGGGUGACCCUGAAACCACAGUGUCAAGUACGCCUAUGCCCGCAGCCUCAGUUGCACUGAAUGCUCAGGCGCCCGGCAUGUCCACUUGCUCGGAACAGCUGGUGUCGCCAUCAGCAACAUCCGGCCAUGCAGAGACGCUUGUGUCACCCGCAGCCAUGUCCGGCGGCGUGAAGGCGACUGCUGAAGCAAGCUCAGCCCCAAUUGUAUUAUCCCACGCGAUGCCCAUGACAAACGUCGCCGAGUUUCCACUUGUUGAGCAGGCAGAUCGAACCUCGCUGGAAACGGCACAAAAUCAUGGUUCUGCAGCCACGGAAGAAGGAUCGAUGAACGCCGCUGCUGCAGAUCCCAACCCGAUCGCACCUGCAGCGCAGCACUCAGAGCUAGCUGCAAAAAGGGAAUCUGCCACCAUCAAUGAAGCGGCUGCGACCAUGGAGAUGGCCGCCGUACCAGAGCCGCCCGCUGUACCAGAGAUGGCCGCCGUACCAGAGCCGCCCGCUGUACCAGAGAUGGCCGCCGAACCAGAGCCGCCCGCCAAAUCAGAGCCAACAUCUAAUGUUGAAACAGAGCUUGGCGCAGAAGCAACGUUGGCCACCAGGCCGUCACCUGCUGCGCCAUUGCCAGAUGAAACCGGAUCGGAGGACGAGCUCGAUAGUGCGGCGCCAGGCGAGGCAAUGGCACUGGUGGCACGUCUCAGCCGAGCUUCCUUCGGCGGUGAAGCCGCUUUUAUGGCAGCAGCCAUGGGCGAAGCACCUUCUGACACGGACUCUGAAGAGGAGCGCGAGCGAAGAAGCAGCUUUCUCAACCGCAGCCUCGACAGCGCAAACGUUCAACAGGCCCGGCGGCACUCGGCACCUCUUGCAAUUGUAGCCAGGCUGAGUCGCGCUUCCUUUGGUGACGUGGAAGACAUGGGUCAGGGUUUAGCAGGUAUGGACCCGGCUCUGGACGCGAGCAUGGACAGCGACGGCAGCGAAGAGGACCAGGAGGCGCCGUCUUCACGACCUUCCACUGCCCCUGCGCCGCUUGCGGUGGUAGCGCGGCUGAGUCGUGCAUCCUUUGGCGAUUUUGAGGACCUCGGUGGUCCGAGCGCGUCGCCACCAGCACCGGCUGCAGACGACCGACGACUGGAGAUGACACGGGACGAGAACUUGGGUGCCACUUCCCCGCCACUGGCCAUGGUGGCACGAAUGAGCCGUACCUCUUUUGAUGGCACGCUGAUGGCCGAUACGGGCGCCGCCUUGUUGGCUGCGGCCAAGGCCGCGGCCGCAGACAUGUCCGACGACGAGGCAAGUGACGGCGAGCAAACACCUCUGCCCAGUCGCGGUCGCGUAGAAUCCAAGCCUGUGGCAGAUCAUCCAAACAAUUUCUUGGCGCGUCGUGCCUCAGAAGAGGACAUCGUCCCCGUGGAUGCUUCAGACGGGGCCACGGCAGUUUGGGAAACGACGCGCUCGCCAUCACCUUUGCAGGAUGACCCAGUGCCCGAGCCCCGGGCCCACACACCGAUUCAGCCACCGCGAAGUGGACAUCCCUUUGCCCGCCGACUCAGCGUGCCGACCAUUCAAGAGGUGGAAAUUGAAUCAGAUAGCAUGCUAUCCAGCGGCGUGCUGCGCCAGAUCACGCGUGAUGUUGAUGGCUAUUACAGUGGUGACUACGCGGGCGAGGCCGGUGAAGAAACAACACCAUCCGAGGCUGAUCUUGUGCAGCAGGCAGUUGCUUCAGACAUGGUUGAGGAGGGAGCAGAGAAGUUGGACCUCAACGAGCUUUUUGAUUCGAGUGACGAUGAGCCGCCCAUGGGCGAUGUGGCCCCGGUCAGUUCGCUUCUUCGCAUCGUUACUUUUGGUGCUCCAACUGCCAAGUUUCAAGCUUAA
This is a messenger RNA of Monosiga brevicollis MX1, 3207 nucleotides long. RefSeq lists its product as uncharacterized. The transcript has 3 exons. The coding region runs from base 1 to 3207 and encodes 1068 amino acids. Lineage: Eukaryota; Choanoflagellata; Craspedida; Salpingoecidae. The record is from RefSeq and is a predicted model, not a curated record.